AUGGACGAUACUUUGCAAAACGAUGAGCAGCUUCUUAUAAAAUCUGAAGAGAAAUACGAAUACAAUCAGCGUCCUUCAUAUAUUAGCUCCACCAAUAAAUUACGUAAAGACACUGAAUCACUUGGGGCGACGCAAAAGUCUGUCAAGACAGAAGCCGAAAAGAAAGAUCAAAUUGUCUAUAAAUUACCCGGAGAAAUGUCUGUGCAGUCACUAGAUGAAAAUACGCGAAACGCUUUAAUUCAACGAAUACAAUCAUUACAUGAGCGGAAUUCUGUAGUCGCAAGUCCGGCUGUGUCAUCGACACUUCGACAUGCAUCAUCAGGCGCAUCUGACGGGAUCCUUGCUAGCGGAGUUGCCACUUCCACUACUCAAUCAUCCUCAUCCUCAUUCUCAUCAAUAUUACCCAAUAGACAAUCGACACAGACGACCCAACCAUCGAUCCAGUCGCCGUCUGGCUCUGCUAGGCCGCGGGACAUGCCGAAAACAUAUACACCACUUGCGAUUAGACAACAGACAGCAGCCCAGACCUCGACGACGCCGUCGCCGACGUUUCAGUCUACACCAACCGGUUCAUCUGAUGGUACAAGCAUGCCAACACCAUCGAUGGGAAUAUCUUCGACCACACAACUAAAUGCGGGUUCGAUACCAUCCUCCUCUCAUGUACAACAACGAGCUUCAUAUCAACCUCAAUUACAGCCAGAUGGGACAAUGAAGACUACGCGUAAAUACAAUAAGACAGGAAAAUAUUCUAAAAAGCGUGCAUUGCAGCAGUCAGAGGAUAACCGACACGUAACGUCUAUAGGGAACAAGUAUCUUCAGGGUCCAAUGUACAAUAAUUACUAUCAAAAUAAUGUGCAGUCUACUAUUGUGGGAACAGCUUAUAAUUAUGAUCCUACGCGAUCAGUCGCUUAUCAAACAGCGAGUGUUGGACGAUCGCCUGAAGAGAUAAUCCACCAUCUGGAAGUCAAGCAAAGAUUCGAGACAGCCCUAUCAUAUGAUCAGAUAGCUAUUUACCAACCAGACGUGAAGCCAUUUCACUCCAUGGAAGACGCCAUCAGACGGCUGUUACCGUAUCAUAUAUUUCAGUAUCCAGAUGAAGAUUUAGAAUCUAAUGAAAAAAUGUCUGAUUUGGAUGCGAAUAAAUCAGCAUUUGCAGCAUUGAAAAGACGUAAAAGCAUAUACGACAAAUACGCACAGUUGCUUAAACAGGAGGCUGAAAGUUCUUGUCUCUCGCAUAGUGUAAAUCUAUGUGAACGUCUAAUAUUAGAGGAUGAAAAGAGUGAAAAUGUUGCAUUACAACGGGAAUUGGACCGUCUACGAGCUCAAAAGAACGAAUUGGAUAGAAUAGGAGGGAGUGGGAUAGCAAAGGAUAGUGCCGGUAUCAGCAAUCAGAAUGGAGGACAACAAUCAACUGCCACGAUGUCUUUGAAUCAGAACAUUUCUGAACAACAACAGCAGAAACAAUCGCAACCCACAACGAGGAAAUGA
Paraglomus brasilianum is the source of this 1488-nucleotide messenger RNA. NCBI's taxonomy places the organism in Eukaryota, Fungi, Glomeromycota, Glomeromycetes, Paraglomerales, Paraglomeraceae. The record is from the annotation of a GenBank genome assembly.